AUGGACGACUUCGCCCUGAAGAAAGCAUUCAAGAAACGAACAUACAUCACUGAGCAAUGCACUCAGGCUAUUCGUGGCCUUAGGAUUCCCCAAUCACUGGGCUCCUCAGCAUCCCGUGCUUGUGUUGCGCGGGGACUUCGCUACCAUCCAGGGUUUGCACUUGAACUCCAAUGCCAAUAUGAUCGAGAUCGAUUCUUUACCCGGGCUAUAAAUGCUCGACGCAUCAUGAGCAAUGAGAUUCCUGAUUUUCAGAAUGCUCGCGAGAAAUUCCCUAUUGUAUCUGCCACAUAUCGAGCCCUAGUCCUUCAAUACCCUCCCCUUAAAUACCAUGUCGGCAGAGCGUGUGCUGUAGCUGGGUAUACGGAUUUAUAUCGGGAGCUAGAUCUGCUGCCUGAGGCGCAUAUUGCCGAGGAGGCUCGCGAUAAUGGCAGUAAUGCUAUAUUCGAGAUGAUCAUGGCGAGUCCGGUCAGGUAUCGAGUGAUGAACGACUAUACUCGCACGGUCAAUUUGGGGAAUCCUCCUAUUGGUGGCAUGAAUGGAGACACAUCUGUCCGGUCCUUCUUAGAGAGAAAGCAGAAACAUAGCGGCCUCGCCAACCGUCCAGGAUUGAAGGAUUUAUUAUGGAAUAUCACCGAAGAUAUGAACGCGGAUGAGUUUGACUCAGAGCAACCACCUACACAGGAUGUGUCGGAAUUUCUUUAUACCCCCCUACCAUUCGAUUUACCAAAUAUCGAUAAAGAUCUUCUGAUUCUAAUGGCUGCUUGGAAUGGCAAUGUGGAUCGAUAUAGCCGUUUACGCCGUCAUGUCAUGAUUAAGAAAGAGUUCGCAUGUGUGAUCCGCGGAAUCUGCCACGACACAUUCUUCGCUAAGUGGUGGUCAAGACAACUCCCAUUAGAAGACGAGUGGAAAGACAAGCGUUUACAACGAGCGAUCACUGCCCGCUUCAUCAUGAGCAACGACUUAUCGCAUAUUCCUUUAAGGCCAGCCUCUGAGAUUCCUCCUCCCCCCUCAACCUCACCGCGGGCCUCGCGACAAUGCCUUCUCUCAGGAAUUUCCAUCCUGCAUUUGACCUAUCGUGAACUCGCCUAUCGGGAGCCCCGUAUGGCAUUAACGGUCGCACGCGCCUGUAUUAUUGCGAAUUACCAGGCUGUCUACCAAAGCCUCAAUUUCUUCCCGACACGUGCUCUUAUCUGA
Molecule: messenger RNA, 1194 nt
Organism: Penicillium maclennaniae
Lineage: Eukaryota; Fungi; Ascomycota; Eurotiomycetes; Eurotiales; Aspergillaceae
Exons: 3
Coding region: 1-1194 (397 amino acids)
Source: RefSeq, a predicted model, not a curated record